Molecule: messenger RNA, 2491 nt
Organism: Amaranthus tricolor (Joseph's coat)
Lineage: Eukaryota; Viridiplantae; Streptophyta; Magnoliopsida; Caryophyllales; Amaranthaceae
Product: O-fucosyltransferase 38
Exons: 11
Coding region: 140-1672 (510 amino acids)
Cellular component (GO): nucleus; cytoplasm
Source: RefSeq, a predicted model, not a curated record
AUUUAGUCAAAUUUUCACCAAUACUAGAAAAAAAUUGUGAUUGUGUAUGACAAGAAGUCAUUACCAGUAGCAUCCUUCUGCUUCUGCCUUGCCUUCCAAUGAAGACGCCAUUUUAGGCCUAAUUCUUGUUCUUGUGUAGAUGCAGAUGCAGAUGCAGAUGCGUAACAGUAGAAAGCCGGGAACUUUGAUUACACUCUCCAAAAAAACCUCUCUUUUAACUAGAACUCUCUAUCUAAUCCUUCUCUUUGGGGUUUCCAUUUUCCUUUUCCUCUUUUAUUCCAAGGAUAUCUUUCAAGAUGAACAAAACCCAUUUUUCUUUAAUGAUUCUCACCAUCAAUCUCUAAAGAUAAGAAAUCCUGGUGUUGAUGAGAAGCUUUUGGGUUCAACAUUCAGCCGCGGCCUACACCCUUGUGUUAAGCCUACUUCUAAAUACAAAGCUGCUCAAGAGUCUAACCUCUAUAUAACUGUGAAAUGUAAUGGAGGGUUGAAUCAGAUGCGUACCGGUAUUGCUGAUAUGGUGGCUGUGGCACGCAUUAUGAACGCAACCUUGGUGAUUCCGACUCUGGAUAAACGUUCAUUUUGGCAGGAUUCAAGUGCAUUUGGGGACAUCUUCGAUGAGCUUCAUUUCAUCAGAAGCUUGCAGCAGGAUGUGAGGAUUGUGAAAGAACUUCCUAGACAUUUGGAAUCUGUUCCACGAGCCCGCAAACACUUUGGUUCCUGGUCAGGGAUGAGCUAUUAUGAGAAUAUGACUCAUUUGUGGAAGGAAUAUCAGGUGAUUCAUGUUGUAAAAUCAGAUUCUCGGCUUGCGAACAAUGAUCUUCCUCUUGACAUUCAAAGGCUCAGAUGUCGUGCUCUGUUCCAUGCUUUACGUUUUUCUCCUCCUAUUGAACUUUUGGGGAAGACGCUAGUGGAGCGACUAAGAUCUCGUGGUGGUCAGUACAUUGCUCUUCAUCUUAGAUAUGAAAAAGACAUGCUUGCUUUUACUGGAUGUACCUAUGGUCUCUCUGAUGCCGAAUCUGAAGAGCUGAGGAUUAUGAGGGAGAAUACACGCCACUGGAAGAUAAAAAAGAUAAACUCCACUGAGCAGCGGAAUGCUGGCCUUUGUCCAUUAACACCACGGGAGGUUGGCAUUUUCAUUAAGGCUCUUGGUUAUCCUGCGUCCACGUUGAUAUACAUAGCAGCCGGAGAAAUUUAUGGUGGUGCAAGGCGACUAUCAGAGCUGACCUCCCGGUUCCCUAAUGUAGUUUUUAAGGAAACGCUGGCGACACAAGAUGAAUUAAGACUUUUUUCCCAUCAUGCAUCUCAAACUGCAGCAAUUGAUUAUAUCAUCUCUCUGGAGAGUGAUGUGUUCAUUCCAUCUCAUUCGGGUAACAUGGCAAGAACAGUUGAGGGACAUAGGCGGUUCUUGGAGCACAGGAAGACAAUUACCCCAGAUCGGAAGGGUCUCAUUGAAGUGUUUGAUAAGUUGGAUUCUAGGUAUUUAGAGGAAGGGCCAUCUUUGUCCCGUAUUGUCAAGAAGAUACACAGGAACAGACAAGGAACUCCGAGAAGAAGGAGCGCCCCCCCACCCGGAAUUAAGGGAAGAGCUAGAUUCCGAUACGAAGAAUCGUUUUUUCAGAAUCCAUACCCGGAAUGUAUAUGCAAUUCCGGGGACCAUUUGAAUACAUCUUGAACUCAGAAAUAUUCCACGAUGCUGAAUUUUUGAACAAAUUUUGGACAAGGCUUGAUCUAAUCACGAACGAGGGAUAUUGGAUUUUCUACAGUAUGUCUCCCUUUUGUUGUAACUUGUAUAAUUUUUUCUUUUCAUUUCGAUAACAUUCCCAUUUGUUAAUUCAUUUUCAUUGUGGGACAUUGUUUGGUUAAAGGGCUGUGUUUUGUAAAUGAACGUUAAUACUUCAAAGUUAAGCUCUACAACAUUGUUGUUGUAUCUUUUAUGAAUGAGAAUGGGAAACUUGAUGCAUUUAGGCAAACUUAGACUGGAGGAGAGCGAAGAGAAUAUAACUGAACUCUGGUUUGGUUGCAAGUUUCACUUUUUGCGAUGUGGGAUUUAGUGGCAUUAAAAAAAUGUCGUUGAUUUAUAUCUUUAGUGUAAUAAUUAUUGGUUUUUUUAUUUUAAGUUACUACAAAGUGAUUUAGUGGCUCUUUAUUUGACUUCUAGUGGCAAAUGUAAUUGUUACUAUAGCCUAUAGUGACAUUUAUGAGAAAUUGUCAUUAGAUCCUACGUCGUGAACAGCUUUGGUAUGAUUUUUUAUUAUGUUGUUAAAAGGUCCAAUAAAUGUCGCUAAAUCCAUUAUAUACACCAUUAGAAAUAUAAAGUAGUGUCAUUUAAGUUAAAUGUCACUGAAUAUAUCCCACUAAAAAUAUGUUACGUUGUAGUAUUUACAAUGCAUAUUUUCAGAACUUGAUCUUCAAAAUAACAGACUGAGCCUGUUUCGAAUUCUCACAACUAAACCACAAAAUUGAUUGACACGAAGAAGAAAGACCCCAUGAU